Maudiozyma saulgeensis is the source of this 972-nucleotide messenger RNA. The record is from the annotation of a GenBank genome assembly. NCBI's taxonomy places the organism in Eukaryota, Fungi, Ascomycota, Saccharomycetes, Saccharomycetales, Saccharomycetaceae.
AUGUCAGAACAAAAAAAACAUGAAAAGGCUCCCCUUAAGAAGACUGCUGCUCAAAAAGUUAGCAAAGUUGGCUCAUUUACUGCAGGUGGUAUGGCUGCAUGUCUUGCAGUUACGUUUACAAACCCAAUUGAAGUUGUUAAGACUAGAAUGCAAUUACAAGGUGAAAUGUCGGCAGUCUCACAAAAUAUCUAUAAAAACCCUAUUCAAGGUAUAAGUGUAAUAUUCAGAAAUGAAGGGAUCAGAGGUUGUCAACGUGGUUUAAUUGCUGCGUAUGUAUAUCAAAUUGGUCUGAACGGUUCAAGACUGGGUUUCUAUGAACCGAUUAGAAAUAUUCUAAAUAAAACAUUUUAUCCAGAAAGUCCAUCUCAUAAAAUUCAAAAUGUUCCUAUUAAUGUGGUUUCAGGUGCAUCCUCCGGUAUCAUCGGUGCCGUUGUGGGAUCACCCUUAUUUUUGAUUAAGACUAGAAUGCAAUCCUUUUCUAAAGCUGUAGCACUCGGUGAUCAGACACAUUAUACUGGUGUAUGGAAUGGGUUACGAACAAUUUUUAAGACAGAAGGUGUAAUUGGUUUGUUUCGUGGUGUAGAUGCAGCAAUUAUUAGAACAGCAUCAGGUUCUGCAGUUCAGUUGCCUAUCUAUAAUAUCGUAAAACAUGGUCUUCUAAGAAAUCAUAUUAUGUCAGAUAGUCCCGCAUUACAUUUAACAUCUAGUGCUGUUGCGGGUCUUGGUGUUGCAGUUGUGAUGAAUCCAUGGGAUGUUAUCCUAACGAGAAUAUAUAAUCAAAAGACAAACAAAUAUAAGGGACCGAUAGAUUGUUUAGUUAAAACUGUCAAAAUAGAAGGUAUUAGUGCAUUAUAUAAAGGUUUCGAAGCGCAAGUAUUUAGAAUUGCUCCCCAUACCAUUUUAACUUUAACAUUCCUUGAACAGACUAUGAAAUUGGUACAUUCAGUGGAAUCUAGAGUUUUAAUGCAUUAA